AUGACUGUUACAAACCAGCUUCUACAAGAGAAGAAACAAGCCAGGGCCAACUUGACAGCACAGCUCGCUGCUAGUCUCACAGCAAGCCCGCCGUCUCUCCCCUCGCUCUGCCUCUGGGACCAGCGCGGGCUGCAGCUCUUUGAAGAGAUAACGCACUCAGCAGGCUACUAUCCUUUUGCUGCCGAAGCGAAUCUUUUAAAGGAGAGCAUUGACGACAUACUAAGCUGUAUCUCUGAGCACAGCGUGAUGCUAGAGCUAGGAAGCGGGUCUCUUGAGAAAACCAGCAUCAUUCUUCAGGGCCUCAGCAAUCUGGGGCGUUCCGUGGACUACUAUGCUCUCGACGUCUCUGCUACGGAGCUCGAUCGCUCGCUGAGAGGCCUACGAGCUACCUUGGGCAGCGGCUCAACCGUCCAAUGCCACGCUCUCGUGUGUACUUAUGACGAAGGCUUGCUAUGGCUUGAGAAAGAUCCCUCACUUCGCGGACGAGAUGUCACCAUCUUGUGGCUGGGUAGCAGUAUAGCCAAUGAGCCCCCCAGGAGCAUCCAGCGCCUACUGUAUGCGUACAGAACGGCCAGCGAGGCAUCUGGCGUUGGCAAGCUGCAGUUUCUCAUUGGAGUAGACGGCUGCAAGGAGGCCAGCCGGAUUAGAAGGGCGUACGAUCUGCCUAGCGGUCUGAAUCGCGAAUUUGCCAUGAACGCCAUCACUAGUAUCAACUUCUCUAUGGGGUGCCAGGUGCUAGAUCCCAAAGCCUGGCAGUUCCAUGGGACUUGGAACAUGAAGUCGUCGCGCUACGAGACUGGCUUAGCUCCCGUAUGCAACGCAAAGGUCGAGGUUGGUGGGCGGACUGUAUCCUUUAGAAGCAAUGAUGUCGUGCACUUGAUCUACAGCCAGAAGUGGGACUGCCAGGAUGUAGAUGACAUUCUUGCAGAUACGAAAUUUGCUAUACAGGAGCGUUGGACAAGCUCAGACGUUGCGUACAGUAUGGACAUUAGCCCUAUUGACCAUGAUGGUGCUAACCUUUGGCUUAGCAUUGUAUUUGGUUGGUUAAAGACUAUAGAACGGUUAAAGGUUGGUUAUUUUAGUAUUACAAUAGCCACUACUAUAAUGGGAUUUUUGAUUGCGAAUGCGAUUACACGCAGUGCGUAUCAUAUCGCUUCCGCCUUGGACGCCAAUCAGCUGCUGUCUCACCAUGAGUACUCCAUAUAG
[Torrubiella] hemipterigena is the source of this 1206-nucleotide messenger RNA. Lineage: Eukaryota; Fungi; Ascomycota; Sordariomycetes; Hypocreales; Clavicipitaceae. The record is from the annotation of a GenBank genome assembly.